This is a messenger RNA of Penicillium griseofulvum, 1680 nucleotides long. RefSeq names its product oxidoreductase, short-chain dehydrogenase/reductase family. The transcript is spliced from 3 exons. The coding region runs from base 1 to 1680 and encodes 559 amino acids. Lineage: Eukaryota; Fungi; Ascomycota; Eurotiomycetes; Eurotiales; Aspergillaceae. The record is from RefSeq and is a predicted model, not a curated record.
AUGAACGAAAACAUCAACUACUCCGCUGCCAAUGGUACAUGGCAUGGUGAACUGCUGGACAGUCCUCUCUGUCAUAAGUGCCUCGAAAUACAUGACCAUCAUGCAUGUACUACUCCCUCCAAACCCUUUUUAGACUCACCAGACGCUUUGUCCCUUCCCCCUCGAUCCAUCAAAUCUCGUAUCACGGGGGCCCUUUCCAUCCACGAUUACCAUAAGUUCCUCUCCAAAUCCGCAGACCGCAUUGGCGAUCCUGUCGAUCAUACAGGAAGGAAAUUGAAGCGAAAAACUGCUGCAUUGCAUUUGAAUCGUCCCUCCGCCCUUCCCAUCUCUUAUCCUGUAUCUGUAUCCUCUGUGGCCUCGAGUCCUCCGCCACUUUCCCCUUCCUACUCCCAUAGUAUCGUCUCUCAGUGGAGUGAAGAGCCCGAGAUCGGGGAAGCCCAGACUGUUCAUUAUCAAGCUGCCCAAAGCUCACGAUUACCUGUUGCCUCGGAUCUUGGGACUCGUGCGAGACCAAAUAGGAAGCGACUGAAUACAUUUCGUGAAAAGCUUCAACAAAGGGCCCAGGCUCAAGCGGAAGAAGCUGAGCGUGCCAAACCUCAACCCUCGGACUCAAUGCUGGCCAGUACGCAGGCCGUUGCCACCGUCUCACACGGUGGCGCCUGCUUUGAGAUCCUGAAUCCGCGCAAGUCGCUGGAUCUAGCACGCAUCGUCUCAUAUAUUGAAGACGUUGAUAAUUGCUCCGUGGUCUCCUCGGACAAUCAGCGAGACUCUACUUUCUCCAUCGACCAAGGACUGGACCGGGUAUCCCUGUCCCAAUUCACAGAUGCCUCAUUACCAUCAUUCUACUCCACCAACUCGUUGUACACCUCUCUCCAGGCCGAUUCCCUAACACCCAAAGGUCAACCCACGGAAAUUGCAUCCUCACAGCGAACCCACGAACGCAUCCAGUCUCUAUCAGACUAUUCUAUCAAUGAACAAGGUUUCAACUACUGGAGCCGACCUGCACAGCACACUGAAGACAACGGUCUGCGCAUCCAAACCUACAACGACCACCCACGCAGCGAUGGAGAGGUCGCACAGUCAUACGUGACCCCCACAGAGAAGUCCAACCUCCCAAACCUAGAGUUCUCCAACCGACCCUCCACCCCAUCAACACAAACCUUCUACUCAGAAAGCGAGAUUGGCGAGCCUGGCUCACCCGUCUACGCAAACGGCGAUUGGGCCCAAGUCGACGAUCGCGACAGAGGCAUCUUGUUCGACUCAGACCAAACAACUGAUCAGCACUUCUCAUACUCGCAAGCACCAACACCCCGCGAAAGCCCUCUCGACACACCAGGUGACUCCCCCAUACCCAUCUACUCCUCGUUCGACCCCGCCUAUCCCUACCCAACCUCCGUCUCCACUUCCAAGCUCCCCCAUUACUCCACCCCCUACGAUCCCUACACCUAUGACCCGGUGUACCUGGACCCACAUGUCCAGUCCGUCCUCGCAGCUGCGAACGCCGAGACGAUGGGGUUACGGGGAAGUCCUGCACGCGCACUGGAUGAGCUGCAGCGAGGGGCGCGCUCUGGCGAGACCAGUCCGCGAUUCGAGUUCCAGCGGAGAAAAAGUGAUGAGCGGAAGAGCGGGGCGCAGAGGAAGGGGUUGAGGAAGUUCUUCAGCUGGAAGCAUGGGAAUUAG